Molecule: messenger RNA, 2744 nt
Organism: Hippocampus comes (tiger tail seahorse)
Lineage: Eukaryota; Metazoa; Chordata; Actinopteri; Syngnathiformes; Syngnathidae
Gene: srp72
Product: signal recognition particle 72
Exons: 19
Coding region: 19-2016 (665 amino acids)
Biological process (GO): SRP-dependent cotranslational protein targeting to membrane
Cellular component (GO): signal recognition particle, endoplasmic reticulum targeting
Molecular function (GO): 7S RNA binding; protein binding; ribosome binding
Source: RefSeq, a predicted model, not a curated record
UAGUUCCACUCAUCAAAGAUGGCGAGCGGGGGGCCACCCACGGCCGCGCUGUGGACCGAAGUGAACCGGUGCGGACAGAAUGGAGAUUACACGAGAGCCUUGAAAGCACUUACAAAAAUUUUGCAAGCAAACAGGGAAGAUGUAACAGCCCUUCACUGUAAAAUCGUGUGCCUUAUCCAGAAUGGCACCUUCAAGGAGGCUUUAAAUGUCAUGAACACACACAACAAGAUCAUCGGCAGCGAGCUCGUGUUUGAGAAAGCAUAUUGCGAGUACCGUUUGAACAGAGUGGAGAGCUCUCUGAAGACCAUCGAAAGUGCUCCCGCGCAGACGGACAAGCUUAAGGAGCUCUAUGGUCAAGUGUUGUACAGACUAGAGCGCUACGACGAGUGCAAGUCAGUCUACACGGAUCUGAUCAGGAACUCCCAGGACGAGUAUGAAGAGGAGCGCAAGACCAACCUCGCGGCUGUUAUGGCUGCCAUGAGCCAGUGGGAGAAGGCGCCGUUGGAAGAUUUAGGCCUUCCCGAGUCAACGUACGAGCUGUGCUACAAUGCCUCCUGCAUGCUGAUUGGCCAGGAUCAGCUGACUGAAGCGUUUAAUAAGCUUCAACAAGCUGAAGAGCUUUGCCGGCUGUCAUUGGCUGAAGAUUCGGACAUAACCGAGGAGGACAUUGAGUCGGAGCUGGCCGUCAUCCAUUCUCAGAUGGCGUAUGUGAUGCAGUUGCAAGGUCGGACAGACGAGGCGCUCCAGCUCUACAAUCAGGUCAUUAAACUCAAGCCUUCAGAUGUGGGCCUGCUGGCUGUGACAGCCAACAACAUCAUUACAAUAAAUAAGGACCAAAACGUGUUUGACUCCAAGAAGAAAGUGAAGCUGACAAACACAGAAGGGGUCGAAUACAAACUGGCCAAAAAGCAGCUACGGACCAUCGAAUUCAACAAAGCCCUGCUGGCCAUGUACACUAACCAGGCCGACCAGUGCAGAAAGCUGUCCUCUGGUCUUCAAACUCAGAACCCGGGUCACCCGCGACCUGUCCUAAUCCAGGUGGCUCAACUGUGCAGGGAGAAGCAGCACAGCAAAGCGGUCGAGUUGCUCCAGCAAUUUUCAGAUCAGCAUCCGGAAAGCGCGUCAGGCAUCAAACUGACAAUGGCACAGCUCUAUUUAGCUCAAGGUCAUGUCACAAAAGCCUGCGAUGUCCUCAGGUCAAUUGAAGAGUUCAAGCAUAAAGCGGGCAUGGUGUCUGCUCUGGUGUCCAUGUACUCGCACGAAGAAGACAUCGAUGGCGCAAUUGAUGUUUUUCGACAAGCUAUUCAGCACUACCAGUCCGAACAGCCAGGAUCCACGGCGCACUUGGCUCUGGUGCGAGAAGCUGCCAAUUUCAAACUGAAGUAUGGGCGUAAAAAGGAAGCCAUUAGUGAUCUGGAGCAGCUGUGGAAGCAAAACCCGAAGGACAUUCACACACUGGCGCAACUCAUCUCCGCCUACUCUCUGGUGGACACGGACAAAGCCAAAUCCCUGAGCAAGCACCUCCCUUCAGCGGACACCAUGUCCUUCAAGGUGGACGUUGACGAGCUGGAGAACUCGCACGGAGCCACGUACGUCAGGAAAAAGGCAGCCAAAGUGGCAGGAGAAAAUCUUCCUAAAGAAGAAGGACAAGGUGAUAUUAAAAAGAAGAAAAAGAAAAAGAAGGGUAAACUACCGAAGAACUGUGACCCCAAAGCCACCCCUGACCCAGAGAGAUGGCUGCCUAUGAGGGAACGCUCCUAUUACCGCGGCAAGAAGAAGGGGAAGAAGAAGGAGCAGAUCGGGAAAGGCACGCAGGGGGCCACGGCAGGGGCCUCGUCAGAGCUGGAUGCCAGCAAGACCGUCAGCAGCCCACCGACGUCCCCUCGACCGGGAUCGGCAUCCAGCUCGGCCCCCACCAACGUAGUCCCUCCGCGACAGCAGAAACCUGCGUCCGCUGGGGCCACGCGCAAGAAGGCACCACAGAAGAAGAAAAAGAGCGGUAAAGGAGGAUGGUAGCCUUGGAAGAAAAGGACCAUUCAGUUCAUAUCCCUCCCCAUUCUUGGGUCCUGCUUUUUCGUUUUAAUUUACAGACAAAACCUCCAACUUCCUUCCACUUUUUGUCUUACUUUUAACAUACAGGACACGGCACAAAAGACUCUAAAAGACGGUUCUGAAGAAAUGAAAGUGUACGUCUCCUUGAGCGUUCCUUUUAUUGUUUUGUCUUGGGAGUUUCUGACGUUGCAAGACAUAUUUGUUGUGUUCAAAAAAUGAAACACAUUUUAAUUAAAAAGUACAAAAUGAACUGUACUAGGAUUGUGUUUCUGGCAAUAGUUUUUUUUAAAACCCCGUCACUGCCUUCAACUACUUCAAAGUGCCGAUAACUGAUAAUUGGGACAAAUUUAAGGAGAGCAUUCAGAAUAAUUAGGAUAGCAUUUAAAAGGUCAUCGUCUAUAAUUCCUCAGGACAAUCUUAGAAACAAUAAUGCGGUAUUUGCUGACUGAUGGCGGUGGCGGGAAAAUGCUCAAAUUCAGAUCAAUUUUUGAUACGUCGACACAGCUUAACAAUUUAACAUCAUAAUUACUUUGUUGCGCAGCCCAACUGUGUUGAUCUCAUACACAAGGAUUUGCUGUCAUGCAGAAAUACAGGUUCCAUAUAUUAUUACAUAUUAUGACUAAUAUUGAGGGUAUAAUUUUUUUCCUCUCAAAUAUGAAAAAUUAUCAGGAAAAUAAAGGACUUCUCUCAGA